Molecule: messenger RNA, 1573 nt
Organism: Oryza brachyantha (malo sina)
Lineage: Eukaryota; Viridiplantae; Streptophyta; Magnoliopsida; Poales; Poaceae
Product: chloroplast envelope quinone oxidoreductase homolog
Exons: 4
Coding region: 109-1137 (342 amino acids)
Molecular function (GO): oxidoreductase activity
Source: RefSeq, a predicted model, not a curated record
ACAUCACCACCACCACCACCACCACCACAGAAACCACCAAAACCAACGAUCUCUCCCUCCUCUCUAACCCACCAAAAGCACCCAUCUUUCCCACUCUGCGUCUCGGCCAUGGCUGCCGCUGCUACUGCGAAGACGAUGAGAGCUCUGCAGUACGACAAGUACGGCGGCGGAGCAGAGGGCCUCAAGCAUGUGGAGGUGCCGGUCCCGGCGCCCAAGGAAGGGGAGGUGCUGAUCAAGAUGGAGGCCGCCAGCAUCAACCCCAUCGACUGGAAGAUUCAGAAGGGGAUGGUCCGGCCAUUCCUGCCCAAGAAGUUCCCGUUCGUUCCAGUUGGUGAUCUGUCCGGCGAAGUGGUCGAGCUCGGCGCCGGCGUGAGCGGCUUCAAGCCAGGAGACAAGGUCAUCUCCAUGAGCUUCCCGAACUGCGGCGGGCUCGCCGAGUACGCGGUGGCGCCGGCGUCGCUGACGGUGGCGAGGCCGCCUGAGGUGUCUGCGGCCGAAGGCGCCAGCCUGCCGACGGCCGCGGGCACGGCGCUCCAGCAGCUGAAGGCCGCCGGAGUCAGGUUCGACGCGCCGGGCGCCGGCGCCGGCGCAGACGGCCCCAAGAACGUGCUGGUCACCGCGGCCUCCGGCGGCGUGGGCCACUACGCCGUGCAGCUCGCCAAGCUCGCCGGGCUGCACGUCACGGCCACCUGCGGCGCGCGCAACCUCGGCUUCGUCGGCGGCCUCGGCGCCGACGAGGCGCUCGACUACAAGACCCCCGGCGGCGCCGCCCUGCGGAGCCCGUCGGGGAAGAAGUACGACGCCGUGGCGCACUGCGCGCCGCCGGCGCCGUGGUCCACGUUCAAGAACGUCCUGGCCGACGCCGGCGGCGCCGUCGUCGACGUCACUCCUGGCAUCGCCGCCACCGCCACGGCGUUCCUGCACAAGGUGACGUUCUCCAAGAAGAGGCUCGUGCCAUUGAUCCUGAUGCCCAAGAAGGAGGAGAUGGAGUGGCUGGCCGACAUGGCCAAGCAAGGGAAGCUCAAGACCGCCAUAGACUCCACGUACCCUCUGAGCAGAGCGCACGAGGCUUGGGCUAAGAGCAUGGAAGGCCACGCCACAGGCAAGAUCAUUGUAGAAAUGGGAAGCACAGAUUGAGCAGUAGAAAAUUGCAAUGUAUGUAUCUUGAGUUCUUUGACCUCCUCCAAGAAAGGCUUGUGCCAUUAACGCCAAGAUUGGGCCAUGAAAUCAGAAAGAUUUAACAGACCCGAUCAAGAUUGUUGUGAUCACUCAGAGUCAUUCACGUUAGAGUAAGGGCUAAUAAUAUAGCCAGCAAGUUGGCUAUAAAAUUUUUUAUAGUUUUCUCUCAGUCCAUAUAGCAGUUAGCUGUUUAUAGUUAAUAUUUUUAUACCAAAGCUAGCUAUAAGUUUAUAGUCUGUUUCUCCUCUCUCUUCUUUACCUCCGUAUUUAGCUGGCUUAUAGCCUGCUAUUAUAGUUAGCACUUACAAAACAGCCAGCUAUCCUCUUCAGCUGUCACACUUGUUCUAGAACAUUGUUGCUCUUCUUAAAACCACUCCAGGAAUAUCAACAGUGG